Molecule: messenger RNA, 11255 nt
Organism: Aedes albopictus (Asian tiger mosquito)
Lineage: Eukaryota; Metazoa; Arthropoda; Insecta; Diptera; Culicidae
Gene: Dnah3
Product: dynein axonemal heavy chain 3
Exons: 15
Biological process (GO): microtubule-based movement
Cellular component (GO): dynein complex
Molecular function (GO): dynein intermediate chain binding; minus-end-directed microtubule motor activity; ATP binding
Source: RefSeq, a predicted model, not a curated record
GUGGAAGAACGAAGGACGUCGUUCAUUAUGGGAAGCAGUGGCAAGAUCAUCAUAUAUCCCUACAUGGAAGAGCUUCCAGAUCUCUUCAAAAGCUAUUUUGUCAAGAUCCUGAAAGUGGGCUACAAAAUACCACGUUUGGAGUAUUACCUAACGCAGGAUAAGAAACAACUCGGAUAUCUACACUACAUUCGGGACGAUAAUGCAGAUAUGGAAAAGCUCUAUCAAAAAGUGAAAACGAUCGUGAUCGCGAAUCAAACCGGUCCAACCAUAUAUCUGUAUCCCAUGUACGAAUACUAUUUUCCAGUGCUCGCCAACCAAAUGAAGGUCAUAACGGAAAGUAUCUUUUCGCAACGGGAACUGCCAUCUUUGGAUAUAUUCAAAGACCUGGUGGAUAAGUUCACCGAGCUGCUUCAUGGUAUUUAUUUCCUGAGAGAUUUCAUUCCGCUAAACCUGUUCAUGUUAGACAACAGCCGACUAAACCGAGUUCUGGAAAAUCUGGUCAAAGAAUUGAAAGCUUUCGUCAUCAACUAUUUCAUAACUUUGAAUCAGGUUGAAAAUCGAAGAAUAUCCGACGAGUUUGAAGACAUGUCCCUGCAGGCCGGCGAACGUCCGAAAGAAACUCCGGAAGUGGUCGCCCUUCAAAAUUACCUUACGCAGUGCCGCGAAGAGCGCAUGUACCAGCUGAAGACCGAGAUCAAGCAAGUCGCGCAGCGUGUUCUCUUCCUCCUGACCUACGCCAUACUAGAUCCCGAAGACAUCAACCUGAAUUCGCGUCUAUUCCUAUGGCCCCAGGAGCUGGAGAAAGUGCUUGAUCUCAGCGGCGCCCGUCUUGCGGUGGUACGUGAAAAUCUGGAAACGGCACUUCGUGAACGGCGCGGCAAAUUCGAGAUGUAUCUGAACACGGAGAAGAAAAAAAUGGACCACUUCCGGACGCGCGAGAUCCGCGAAAUGCUCUCGCUGGACGACCUGCGGGAGAAGGUCGACACGGUUGAUGGUUUGAUGAAGAUCCUGGAGAAAUGCAGCAAAGAGGCAAGAGAGAUCAAUCAAGAGGAGAAUCUCCUUCAAAUUGAUUUGUCCUAUUUCCCGGCAUUGAACGAAAUGAUCGAAAGGAUGGCACCAAUUGAAAAACUCUGGCACACGGCUUAUAAAUUUGAUACAUGCCAUGAAGUGUGGUACUUUGGUCCUUUCAAAGAAUUGGAUGCUACCGUUAUAAGCAAUGCGGUCGAUGAGAUGUUCAACGCUAUCAGCGUUCUAUUGAAGGAACUAUCCGGAAGUCCGCAAGCGAAACGAGUUGCCGAACAGAUUCGUAUGAAAAUUGACAAGUUCAAGAUCUACCUUCCGAUAUUGGAAGCUAUCUGUCGGCAAGGGCUGUGUGAGCGCCACUGGACGCAGAUAUCCGAGGAACUGGGUCAAGAGGUAAAUCCGGCAGUACAAAAUUCCCUUGGUCUGAUGGUCGACAUCGAUGUGAUGAAGAUCCAGAGCCGGUUGGAGGAGAUUUCCAAUGCAGCCGGUAAGGAGUACGAGCUGAACAUACAGCUGGUGAAUAUGCAGGAGGAAUGGGUUGACGUGAAAUUUGUGUGCGUCCAGUAUCGCGAUUCGGACAUGUCCAUACUGUCCUCGGUAGACGAUAUCCAAACCCUGCUGGACGAUCACAUUUUGAAGGCGCAAGCGAUGCGAGGCUCGCCUUACAUUGCGGCGCUUGGCCCCAAGGCCACCAAUUGGGAAGACAAACUCAUUUCCAUGCAAGAUAUCAUCGAUACGUGGCUGCAAGUUCAAGCAACCUGGAUGUACCUUGAGCCGAUCUUCAGUUCCGAAGAUAUCAUGCGCCAGAUGCCCACCGAAGGGCGGCACUUCAAGUCCGUUGAUAAGAUUUUCCGCAAACUGAUGCGCCAUACGAUCGCCGAUCCGCACGUGAUCCAGGCGACGGACUUCCCGGAUCUACUGAAUGUUCUAAGAACUGCCCUGAAGGAUUUGGAAGACAUUCAACGAGGCUUGAAUCUGUACCUGGAGAAGAAGCGACUGUACUUUGCUCGAUUCUUCUUCCUCUCCAACGAUGAACUGCUGGAGAUUCUGUCGGAAACCAAAGAUCCGAUGCGAGUACAACCGCACAUGAAGAAGUGCUUCGAGGGCAUCAACGCAUUGCAGUUUGACACGCAAAUGGAAAUCACGGCCUUCACCUCGGUGGAAGGAGAGCAGAUCCCCUGCACCAGGAAAAUCAAUCCCGCAUUGGCUAAUGGCUUGGUGGAGAAAUGGCUCAAGGAGGUCGAGGUCGUAAUGCUGGAAAGUGUCAAAGAGCAAAUUUGGCAGUCGUACGAGUCCUACUUCAAGGAUCCUCGCAAGAUUUGGGUGUUGCAUUGGCCUGGACAGGUGGUACAAGUGGUAUCCUGUUUGAAAUGGACAGAGGAAGCAGAGGAGGCAAUCAAAGAAGACAAGCUGGUCGAGUACUCCAAGAAGUGCACCGCCCAAAUUGGUGACCUGGUUGAUUUGGUCAGAGGAGAUCUCAGUACAGGAGCUACUAUAACGAUUGAAGCACUGAUUGUGGUUGACGUUCAUGCUCGGGACAUCAUAGACCUUUUGGUACAGAAGAAAGUAUCGGAUGCGGGAGAUUUCAAUUGGUUCUCACAGCUUCGCUACUACUGGAAAAUCGACGACGAUGACAAGCAGAGCUACGUCGCAUGCAGUAUGGUUACUACGGAUCUGAAAUACGGCAUGGAAUAUCUUGGCAACACUGGACGCUUGGUUACAACUCCGCUGACUGAUCGGUGCUUCCGGACGUUGAUGGGAGCAUUCAAGCUCAAUCUAGGUGGCGCGCCAGAAGGACCCGCUGGAACCGGUAAAACCGAAACCUGCAAAGACUUGGCAAAGGCUGUGGCCAAGAAGUGCGUAGUGUUCAACUGCUCCGAUGGCUUGGACUACAAGGCGCUCGGAAAGUUCUUCAAGGGCUUGGCACAGUCCGGUUCAUGGGCGUGUUUCGACGAGUUCAAUCGUAUUGAACUGGAAGUACUUUCGGUAGUUGCUCAGCAGAUUCUGACCAUCCAACGCGCGAUUGCUGGGAAGGUCGUUAAAUUUGUUUUCGAGGAAACUUCUCUGAAAUUGGAUCCCACGUGUAACAUUUUCAUUACCAUGAAUCCAGGCUAUGCCGGUCGUACAGAGUUACCGGAUAAUUUGAAGGUACUGUUCCGAACGGUUGCCAUGAUGGUACCCGACUACGCCAUGAUCGGCGAGAUCACGCUUUAUUCGAAUGGGUUCGAUGAUGCUAGAAUUCUGGCGCAGAAGAUAGUCCACACAUAUAAACUAUGCUCCGAGCAGCUGUCGUCGCAGUCUCACUACGACUACGGAAUGCGAGCGGUGAAAUCCGUAUUGACAGCGGCCGGAGCCCUUCGAAGAGGUCAACCAGAACUGUCGGAGUCUCAGAUUGUGUUGAGAGCCAUCAUCGACGUGAAUCUUCCGAAGUUCCUGCAACAAGAUAUACCACUUUUUGAAGGCAUAUACAAGGAUCUUUUCCCAGGCGUAGAACUACCUCCGCCGGCACGUGAAGACAUCGUUCGACUGCUUCUGAUUGAGCUGGUCAAACGAAAACUGCAGCCAACACCGUGGUUUAUCGAUAAGGUUAUGCAGAUCUAUGAAAUGUUACUGGUCCGUCAUGGUCUCAUGAUUGUGGGAGAUUCGAUGGGUGGCAAGACUACUGCCUAUCAGGUUCUUGCCGAAACGCUACGAGAACUUCGCCGGGAAAAGGGUCAUCAAUCGGAAGAGCAAGGCGUAUCCUAUAGGAUUAUCAACCCGAAAGCGGUUUCCAUGGGACAGCUGUACGGCAGUUUCGAUCCGGCAUCGCACGAGUGGUCCGAUGGUGUGCUGGCCAAUACGUUCCGGGAAAUGGUGUACACCAAUAGCUUGGAACGUCAGUGGAUCAUAUUCGACGGACCGGUGGACGCAGUUUGGAUCGAGAACUUGAACACAGUGUUGGAUGACAACCGAAAGCUUUGUUUGAUGUCCGGAGAAAUCAUUCAGAUGACCAAGGCCAUGAACUUGAUGUUCGAGCCCGUUGAUUUGGAGCAAGCUUCACCUGCAACGGUUUCACGUUGCGGUAUGAUCUACAUGGAACCCUCACAGCUAGGAUGGAUUGCCCUACACAAAUCCUACAUAUUAUGUCUGGAAGAGAAGGGAGUGAGCGAGAUCAACAUUGGUCUAUUCGAACAGCUCUCCGAGUGGCUCAUUCCUCCAGCGCUGCAUUGGUUGCAAACCGUAGAAACUGUACUCAAGAUCUCCGAAAUGCACCACUACUCUAUCUUUUCGAAGUUUUUCACAAUAUUCCUUUCACGAACCCACAACUACAACCAAGCGUGGUUCCAACAGAUUUUCCUGUUCUGCUAUGCCUGGGCCUACUUUUCAACCGUAACCAUCGAAGGAAGAAGAACGAUUGACCCACUGCUAAGGAAAAUCCUAUACGGAGCCAACGAAGACCACCCAAAGCCCAAGCACUUCUCUCUGAACCGAGGUCAGAUGUAUCCAGAAAAAAUGAACUUCCUAGAUUACCGUUUCGAUGAGCAUGAAACCUGGUGGCCUUGGUUGAAAUCGGAGGAAUUAAGUCUUCCAGAAAGCUGCAUCGUGUCCGAGCUUAUGAUUCCGACCAAGGAAACCGGGUACAUUCUGUACUGGACGGAAAUGUGUGUCUCCGCCGGUAUGCCAAUUCUUUUGGUCGGUCCAACGGGUACCGGCAAGAGUGCCACCAUUGCGAACUACAUUCGCGAACUACCAAAAGCAAAGUUCAUCUCCAACAUAAUCAAUUGUUCGGCUCGGAGCACUGCUCAGCAGAUGCAGGAUACGAUCAUGUCCAAAUUGGAUCGCCGUAGAAAGGGAGUUUAUGGACCUCCCGUCGGAAAGGAAUGUGUCAACUUCAUCGAUGACGUAGCCAUGCCCGCUCGAGACGAAUACGGCUCGCAACCACCCCUUGAACUGAUCCGUCAGUGGUUGGAUCACAGGAUUUGGUCUGAUUUGAAAGAUACCUCCAAGAUUGAACUGAUCGAUUUGUUGUUUGUAGGCGCGAUGGGUCUAGUUGGAGGUAGCAACUACAUUCCACAACGGUUAUACCGUCACACACUGGUGCUCUCGGUGGAUUCAUUUGAAGACACCACUCUACUAAGAAUAUUCAGCGAAAUAGGAGAAUGGCACUUCUCCAAGGGAUUCCCAGAACCAGUUUCUCGAUUGUGCAAGAAUCUUUGUCAAGCAGUAAUUUCAGUCUACCGAGGAGCUAUCUCAAACUUCUUACCAACUCCGGCAAAGUCGCAUUACUUGUUUUCUCUUCGGGACGUCACAAGAAUCUACCAGGGAAUAGUGAUGGUUCCGGCAAAGCGACUUCCUGAUCCGGAAAAACUUGUACGUCUCUGGGCUCACGAGACCUACCGAGUAUUCUACGAUCGACUGAUCGACGAUAACGAUAAACAAACUCUGUUACGCCUGGUAGACGAAGCUGCCAACGGACAGCUACGAAUGAAGCUCGAAACAGCUUUCGGAAGUCGCUUGGAAAGCGGUAAACGAGUUAGCGAUAGACACAUGCGCGAUUUGUUGUUCGGAAACUAUAUGGAACCGGAUGCGGUCACUCGGGUGUACGAUGAAGUCGACAGCUGGGAAAAGCUAGAAAAGAACAUGAACUUCUACCUCAGCGAAUACAACGCGCAUUCGAAAUCACCCAUGAAUCUGGUACUGUUCCGAUUUGCAAUCGAACACAUAUCGCGUAUUUCACGAGUGUUGCAGAUGCCUCGUGGUCACUUGCUCCUUGUAGGACUCGGUGGAGCAGGCAGAAGAAGCUCUGUAAAACUGGCAGCCAAUAUGGCAGAUGCAACUGUAUUUCAGGUCGAGGUGACCAGAAGCUACUCGAUGAAUGAAUGGCGCGAAGAUAUGAAAAAGCUGUUGAUGAACGCUGGAAACGAAGGCAAACCGACCGUGUUCCUAUUCAACGAUUCGCAAGCUAAAGAAGAAGCAUUCGUUGAGGACAUCAACUCUCUGCUCAACACUGCCGACAUUCCGAAUCUAUUUCAAUCAGAAGAGAAGGCAGUUAUCUUGGAACAGAUGCAAACAAUCGUCAGACAAACCAACAAGCCUAUCGACUCAACAGCCCUGUCUCUGUACAACUUCUUCGUAGAGAGAGUUCGAGAAAAUCUACAUAUUGCAUUGGCCUUCUCUCCGAUUGGCGAAUCGUUCAAGAAGCGAGUCCGGAUUUAUCCAUCCCUAAUAAACUGUUGCACUAUCGAUUGGUUCACAUCGUGGCCCGAUGACGCCCUGCAGAAGGUUGCCGAAAACUUCAUUCGAUCAAUGGAACUAGACCAGGAGUCACCCUCCUCCACGGAACCCUCGGCAACUUCCCUUCAAAAAGAAGAGGACGAAAAUGAAAAACAAAAGACCCGGCAGCUGAAUCGUCUCGAGAGGAAGCUCGUGGAGCUGGUAAUGGUGUUCAAUCGCGGAGUCGUCGAAAACUCCGAACGAUUCUUCCUGGAACAAGGGAGAAAGAAUUACGUUACCCUUCUAUCCGGUUUAUCGACCUGACGUCGAUACUGAGACUGCGAUCCUUACACACCUUAUCAAAAAGUAUUCCGAGAUUUCCCAUCCUCCGCUAGCACCGUUUGAAAAGUGACUUGCCGCUGCCAGGUGUCGGUAAUGCAGGAUCAACUUAAAGGUUUGCAGCCACAGUUGAAGCAAACGUCGGACGAAACCGAGAAGAUCAUGGUGAACAUCGAGCGCGAAACGGCCGACGCCGAGAAGAAGAAGGAAAUCGUCGGCGCGGACGAAACGGCCGCCAACGAGGCGGCCGCAUCGGCGCAGGCCAUCAAGGACGACUGCGAAAGCGAUCUACAGGAAGCGGUUCCAGCACUCGAGGCAGCACUCACGGCGCUGGAUACGCUCAAACCGGCUGACAUCACCGUUGUCAAGUCGAUGAAGAAUCCACCGUCUGGAGUGAAACUGGUGCUGGAAGCGGUUUGUGUAAUCAAGGGCAUCAAACCUGAUCGCAAGACUGAACCAUCUGGAAAAGUCAUAGAAGAUUUUUGGGGCCCAUCCCAGAAGAUGUUGGGCGAUUUGAAGUUCUUGGACAGCUUGAAGACUUUUGACAAGGACAACAUACCUAUUCCAGUUAUGAAGAAGAUCCGAGAAGUUUACAUCGCCGACCGGGAGUUCGUCCCGGAGAAGAUCAAAAACAUCUCGAUGGCCUGUGAGGGUCUCUGCCGAUGGGUACGGGCGAUGGAAAUCUACGACCGAGUGGCGAAAAUCGUAGCCCCCAAGAAGGUCGCCCUGGCCGGGGCCGAAGCGGAGCUCGCUGCACAGAUGGAGAAGCUCAAUGCCAAACGGGCCGAACUGCAGGAAAUUUUGGACAAGCUACAGAAGUUGAAUGAUUUCUUCGCAGAGAAGUCCCGGGAGAAAAAACGAUUGGAGGACGAGAUUGAUAGCUGCGAGAAGAAAUUGAUCCGCGCCGAACAGCUGAUCGGUGGACUGGGAGGCGAGAAAAAGCGCUGGUCUGAGUGCGCGGAGAACCUGCACAAAUCGCUGAAGAACGUCAUCGGGGAUGUACUGUUGGCAGCCGGAUGCAUCGCCUAUCUGGGCUGCUUCUCGACGGAAUUCCGAAGCAGCAUCAUAGAAGAGUGGAACGAAAUCACCAAACAGAGUGAGAUUGCAUGUUCUGAAAAGUUUUCUCUGCUAACAACGUUGGGAAAUCCGAUGGAGAUUCGUAGCUGGUCCCAAUGGGGACUGCCGACAGAUAACUUUUCGGUUGAGAACGGAAUCAUUGUUAAAAAUGCUCGUCGUUGGCCGCUGAUGAUAGAUCCAGAAGGACAAGCCAACAAAUGGGUCAAGAACAUGGAAAAGGAAAACAAUCUCAAGAUCAUUCAGCAAAUGGAUCCGAAUUACAUGCGAAUUGUAGAAAAUGCUUUGAUCAACGGAUAUCCUGUGUUAUUGGAAAACGUCGGCGAAACGAUUGAUUCUGGUCUUAAUUCAAUUCUUGAGAAGGUUGUCAUUCGUCAGAAAGGUGCCAACCUCAUCAAAUUUGGUGAUGGAAUGGUCGAGUACAACGACAACUUCCGUUUCUACAUAACGACCAAUCUGAGAAACCCGCAUUAUCUACCAGAAACUGCCGUUAUGGUAACACUUAUGAACUUCAUGAUCACGGAACAAGGUCUUCGCUCUCAGCUAUUGGGAACCGUCAUCAUUCAAGAACGGCCAGAUCUACAAGAAAAGAAGGAAUCACUCAUCAUCGAGUCCGCGCAGAAUCAAGAAGAACUGUACAAUGCUGAAGCAAAGAUAUUGCAGGUCCUUUCUUCAUCCGAGGGUAACAUCUUGGAUGACGAGAAUGCGAUCAACAUACUAACCUCCAGCAAACAGCUUUCUGAAGAGAUUCAAGCCAAACAGCUAGUGGCUGUGGCAACCGAAGCGGAAAUCGAUGCAGCACGGCAACUUUACAUUCCUGUUGCACGCCACUCUGCGGUGCUGUUCUUCUGUACCACCGAGCUAGCCAACAUUGAUCCCAUGUACCAGUUCAAUCUUACCUGGUUCCUGAACAUAUUCGUGCAAACCAUUCUUAAAGCCCCAAAAUCGGACAGUCUGGAUGAACGCUUACAGCUACUGAUCGAUUACUUCACCAAGGCGAUCUACAACAACGUCUGUCGAUCACUGUUCGAAAAGGACAAACUCAUGUUUUCCUUCGUUCUUUGCUCGGGAAUCCUACGCGGAGAGGGCAAACUGGAUGGUCAAGAACUCUCUUUUCUGUUGACGGGAGGGCUUGCGCUUGAUAACCCCUAUCCUAAUCCGGCACCAGAUUGGCUCACCGAAAAAGCAUGGACCGAACUUGUCCGAGCUACUUCACUCAAGUCAUUGGCCAAACUUCGCGAAACCUUCACCGAUAAUCUUGACAAAUGGGAAGCAUUCUACAAUCUGAGCGAACCGGAAAACAGUGAACUACCGGAACCAUACCGAGAGCAAGAUGAUCUGGUGAAGCUGAUCAUUUUGAAGUGUCUUCGCCCGGAUAAGGUCGUGCCAGCGCUGCAGAGAUUCAUCAUCAUGAAAAUUGGGGCAUCCUACAUCGAACCUCCUCAGUUCAACCUUCGAACGUCCUACGACGACAGCUCUCCUCGGAUUCCGCUCAUCUUUAUGCUGUCCCCAGGGUCUGACCCAAUGGACAGUUUGUUGGCAUUUGCAAGUGAGAAGUACAUGGGCGACGACUGUCGCGUAAUAUCUCUCGGACAAGGACAAGGCCCCAAGGCUACCAAAACGAUACUCGAUGCCAUAAAACUUGGCCAAUGGGUCAUAUUGCAGAACUGUCAUGUUGCGGAGUCCUACAUGGAUGAACUGGAGAAGUUGGUCACGGAUGGAAGCCUCUACGAACACGUCCACCCCAAGUACCGCCUUUGGUGUACAUCAUAUCCGAGCAAAAAGUUCCCGGUAUCGAUUUUGCAAAACAGCGUCAAAAUGACCAACGAAGCCCCGAAGGGUCUGAAGCUCAAUAUGAUGCGGGUUUAUCAAUCGGAACCACUCAGCAGUGAAGCCUUCCUGGAUGAGUCGUUCCAGGGUGAUGUUACGCGGGUAUGGACGCGGGGUGUCUUCUCGUUGGUGUUCUUCCACGCGGUCGUUCAGGAGCGCUGCAAGUUCGGUCCGCUCGGCUGGAACAUAUCGUACGAGUUCAACGAGUCUGACCUCAAGAUUUCGCUGAUGCAGUUGAAGCUGUUCCUACAUCAGAACUCGUACAUUCCGUUCGAAGGGCACAUCUAUCUGACGGGCGAGUGCAACUACGGUGGACGCGUGACGGACGACAAAGAUCGUCGUCUGUUGAUGGCCCUGCUGAAUCGUAUCUACAAUGCGGAUACGAUCGAUCAGGAUGGAUACAGCCUUUCCGAGACCGGCAACUACCGGGUGCCGAUCAAUCCCGUCAAGGAGGUGACCUUGGAGUACCUAUCGACAUUGCCACUAGCAGCCCAUCCGGAGGUGUUCGGUUUACACGAGAAUGCCGACAUUACGAGGAACAUUGAGGAAACCAACUCGCUUCUCGACCGAGUCUUGCGAACCCAAACCCAACUAUCAGCCGGUAAAUCUAGCGGCAGCCGCGAUGAGCAAACUAUCGAUCCAGUGCUGCUGAUUUGUUCAGAAAUAAUGAAGAAACUUCCGGACGCGUUUGACGUGGAAGCAACGGCCGAGAAAUUCCCCAUUCUCUACAUGAACUCGAUGAACACCGUGUUGCGGCAGGAGCUGACCCGCUUCAAUCGGCUUCUGAGCUUCAUCAAAUCGAGCCUGAUCGAUGUUCAGCGUGCAAUCCAGGGACAAAUCAGUAUGAUUCCUGAGUUGGAGCGGGUCUACCGCUCCAUGAGCAUCGGAAGAGUUCCCCAGGCAUGGCUGACGAAGAGUUAUCCUUCGCUGAAGCCCUUGGGUAGCUACAUUAAUAAUUUUGUCCAACGGUUGACGUUUUUCCAACGCUGGAUCGAAGAUGGUGAACCGAAGGUCUACUGGAUGAGCGGAUUCUACUUUACUCAAUCGUUUUUGACUGGCGUCAUGCAGAACCAUUCUCGGAAGAACAAGCUGCGAAUUGAUGAUUUGGUAAUGACAUUUGAGGUAACGAUGUUUGAAUCGGAAGACAAGGUUCAGAAACGGUCGGAAGUCGGUUGCUUCGUAAGGGAUCGCCGGGGUAAAAAUGAGGAUUUCGUCACAUUCGACGGUUUGUACCUGGAAGGCGCCCGGUGGAAUCGAGAGCUGAAUUGCCUGGACGAACCCCUACCGCGAGUGCUGUUCGAUACUUUGCCCAUCGUCUCGAUGACUCCAACGCUGAAGUCACGUAAACCCGUACAGGAGCGCUACCAAUACGAAUGUCCCAUCUACAAGACCAGCGAACGUCGUGGUAUUCUAUCGACCACUGGCCACUCGACGAACUUUGUUAUGUUCCUCGAUUUGGACAGCGAACAUCCGCCGGAGCACUGGACGCUACGAGGAACCGCUUGCCUUUGUCAACUCGAUGAUUAAUUUUCUACAUUUGAAACGGAGUCAUUUACACCCAUAUUUUUGAAACAGUUUGCGAGUGCAUUUUGAUAUCUUACUUACACACAUCUGAACACAAUAUGUCAAAGACUGUAUGCGAUUUUGUACCACACCAGAGAUUUCCUUUUCUAUGCGAGUAAUAGUACAAUACAAAACAAACUCUGUUUCUUCAAACAUUUCAUCACGAGCAACGGUAUCACCAUUCCCCUGCUAGCCCCAACCAUGUGUGGAACAUGUCUGUUAUCUUAUCACGA